Vitis riparia (riverbank grape) is the source of this 964-nucleotide messenger RNA. Its product is annotated as DPH4 homolog. The record is from RefSeq and is a predicted model, not a curated record. Gene Ontology annotation, cellular component: cytosol; nucleus. Gene Ontology annotation, molecular function: metal ion binding. Gene Ontology annotation, biological process: protein histidyl modification to diphthamide; tRNA wobble uridine modification. The coding region runs from base 263 to 811 and encodes 182 amino acids. The transcript is spliced from 2 exons. Lineage: Eukaryota; Viridiplantae; Streptophyta; Magnoliopsida; Vitales; Vitaceae.
ACCCAAACGCUGGUUUCGGCCAUCUCUGAGUUCAAAAUACCUUGAUCAUAGACUCUCAGCCUACACAAAAGCAUUCAAUCAUUGCUCUACAAACGCUGUGUUUUGGUCGAUCUCCGAGUUCAAGGUAGCCCGAUCAUUGUUUACAGAAGAGCAUUCAACCUCUAUUUACAAAAAGGCAUUCAAUCACCCAUUCUUGAAACGCUGCGUCUCGGGCGAUCUCUGAGUUCAAGGGAAAGCAGUCUGAUGCAAGUGGAACCAAACCAUGCUUCUUUAUAAGAACUCCUUUGAGCAAACUUACUAUGACAUUCUCUCUGUCAAGGAAGAUGCAAACUAUGAAGAGAUCCGUGGAUGCUACCGAUCCGCCAUCCUCAAUUCCCAUCCUGAUAAAUUGCAAAAGACAACAGAGACAUCCAAUACUGAUCCUGAGUCAGGAGAUAGAUUUCUGAAAAUACAGAAGGCUUGGGAAACCCUCAGUGAUCCAAGGUCACGAGCUGUUUAUGAUAGUGGGCUGCGAGCUUCAAGACAGGAUACAGCCACAGCUGAAGAUCUCAGCUUAGAGGAUAUGACAAUUGAAGAUGAUGGCAAAGUAUUAGAGCUCUUUUACCAGUGUCGCUGCGGUGAUUACUUCUCUGUUGAUUCGUCUGAAUUGGGGGAAAUGGGGUAUGCUGUGUUUAGGGACGGAAGCAAGAUCUCUUUACAGACACCAGAUUCUUUGCCCGCAUCGUUUAUUCUUCCUUGUGGGUCUUGUUCUCUAAAAGUCCGCCUAUUGAUUAACGCAGAUACUGCAGUAGUAGUUUCUGAUAAUCUGUAAUUUGUGGGAUUAAUUUUUCGUGAUCGAGGGCCUCAAGUUUUUGAUUGAAGAGGAGUUGAAACUAUCAGGGCAGCCUUUCCACAUCUGUUGGGAGCUUCCCAGCAAAAUUUUGAUUUGAAAAACGGCAUGAUAUAAAUUUUCUUUUAGUUUUAA